AGUUUCGAAGCCCACGGAAAAAAAAAAACCCCAACUGGAAGCCCAACGAAUAAUCUUUUCCGAAUCUUCCUCUCACCGUGAACUGUUUCGCUUCUAUUAAAAACCUUCACGAGCUUUCCUUUUUCUUUACUGUCUUGAUCUCUCCGCCUGUUUCUCUCAUCUUCGUUUGUUUUCUCGUUUGGUUGUUGUUGAACAAGUGGUAAUACUAUGGCUACAAAGAAGAGCGUUGGGGAUUUGAAGGAAGCUGAUUUGAAGGGAAAAAGAGUUUUUGUAAGAGUUGAUCUGAACGUUCCAUUGGAUGAUAACUUAAACAUAACUGAUGACACCAGAGUCCGUGCGGCUGUUCCCACUAUCAAGUACUUGAUGGGUCAUGGCUCUAAAGUCAUCCUUUCCAGUCACUUGGGCCGUCCAAAGGGUGUCACUCCUAAGUACAGCUUGAAACCUCUUGUGCCAAGACUAUCUGAACUCCUUGGAGUUGAGGUUAAAAUGGCAAAUGACUGUAUUGGUGCAGAAGUUGAGAAAUUGGUGGCAGAACUUCCAAAUGGAGGUGUAUUGCUGCUUGAGAAUGUGAGGUUCUACAAGGGGGAAGAGAAGAAUGAUCCUGAAUUCGCAAAGAAGCUAGCAUCUCUUGCAGAUGUCUAUGUUAAUGAUGCAUUUGGCACUGCUCACAGAGCCCAUGCUUCCACAGAGGGGGUGGCUAAGUUCUUAAAGCCUUCUGUUGCUGGUUUUCUUAUGCAGAAGGAACUUGAUUAUCUUGUUGGAGCUGUGGCAAAUCCCAAGAAGCCAUUUGCUGCAAUUGUUGGUGGGUCUAAGGUAUCAACAAAGAUUGGAGUGAUUGAAUCCCUCUUGGCCAAGGUUGAUGUUCUCUUAUUGGGUGGAGGAAUGAUCUUUACAUUCUACAAGGCCCAAGGAUAUUCAGUUGGAUUAUCACUUGUGGAGGAAGACAAACUUGAUCUAGCGACCUCACUCCUUGAGAAGGCCAAGGCAAAAGGGGUGUCUCUCUUGCUUCCCACUGAUGUCGUUAUUGCUGACAAGUUUGCAGCUGAUGCUAACAGCAAGGUGGUGCCAGCAUCUGAGAUCCCAGAUGGUUGGAUGGGCUUGGAUAUAGGACCCGACUCCCUGAAAACCUUCAAUGAGGCUUUGGACACUACCAAUACAAUUAUUUGGAACGGACCCAUGGGCGUGUUUGAGUUUGAGAAGUUUGCUGCAGGCACUGAGGCGAUUGCCAAGAAACUUGCUGAGCUCAGUGGCAAUGGAGUGACAACCAUCAUUGGAGGAGGUGACUCUGUUGCAGCUGUGGAGAAGGCUGGGCUUGCUGAUAAGAUGAGCCACAUCUCCACUGGUGGUGGUGCUAGCUUAGAGCUUCUUGAGGGAAAACAACUCCCUGGAGUCCUUGCUCUUGAUGAUGCUUAAGCUUAAUUUUGCACCUUUAUGCUUUUUGUGCAUUUUUUACUGCUGUAAUGUUGCUGGUUUUGCAGCCAAGAGUGAAUUAGUAGUAAUAGCAGAGCUGAUCGUGUAGAGUCUUAUAUGGUGACUUAAAAAAUAAAAUGGUUUCUCGUAUGCAACCAUCAUAGAUGCAUUCGGAUUGGAUGUUAUUUGGGACCAUUGUUGAUCCAAUUGCAUUAGUGCUUGUUUUGUUUAUAUCCUCUUGAUAGCUUAUCGAGUAUUUGAGGCUGGAGUUGCAUU
Molecule: messenger RNA, 1686 nt
Organism: Durio zibethinus
Lineage: Eukaryota; Viridiplantae; Streptophyta; Magnoliopsida; Malvales; Malvaceae
Product: phosphoglycerate kinase, cytosolic-like
Biological process (GO): glycolytic process; gluconeogenesis
Cellular component (GO): cytosol
Molecular function (GO): ATP binding; ADP binding; phosphoglycerate kinase activity
Source: RefSeq, a predicted model, not a curated record